Colletotrichum scovillei is the source of this 1484-nucleotide messenger RNA. RefSeq lists its product as uncharacterized. The record is from RefSeq and is a predicted model, not a curated record. Bases 243 to 1373 code for a protein of 376 amino acids. Gene Ontology annotation, cellular component: endoplasmic reticulum tubular network. Lineage: Eukaryota; Fungi; Ascomycota; Sordariomycetes; Glomerellales; Glomerellaceae. Gene Ontology annotation, biological process: endoplasmic reticulum tubular network organization. The transcript has 3 exons.
CCACCUCAGCCUCUCGACUCCCCCGAUCCCGCACCUCUUCCCGCCGACCACAGCUGCCACGAGGACCACACAUACGGCGCUGCUCGUCCGAUCUCUCACUGCGCAUAGCAUUGCAUUCGCCGUGAUUCACCAUUUUCCAUUAUAUCUCAUCUUUUGCGCUUCUCUCCUGUCUUUUCUGCCACGGUCCCUCGAAUUGGGCCAUGCCGCUUUGAGCACGGCACGUGUCCGCAUCAUCUUUCGCCAUGGUCUCCUUCUGGCCCUGGAGGCGUGACGACUCCUCCCCCGCCUCCUUCGAGAAGACCCUUUCUGCGCUGUCUACCAAGAUCACAGACACCCAAGCGAGACUCGAUGGCGCGCGAGCCACCUCCCGUCGCAUCAGAGUGCUCUGGUCCUUGUACCUCGCCUUUGCCUACCUCGUCUACUCCAUCGUCAUUUUCCUCGUCGUAGGAUGGAACGACAUGGGCGCCUCAGAAUGGACUGGCGUCGCUGGAGGCCCUCUCCUCAUCUACCUCACGCGAACAACCGUCACGGCCGUCUUCAACUACCGCAUCGAUUCCCUAUCUGCUCGCCUCAAGGAGCAGCAGGCCGAGCGCGCAAAGACGAUCCAGAAGCUCAAGGACGCCACAAAGUACAACUCCACCCUGGAGCUCCUCGAGAAGUACGGAGGCGACGAAGGCAAGGGCAAGAACAAGAAGCAGAACGCGGGAGAAGAUGACAAGAAGCCGCGACAGCAGCAGCAGGGCGGCAGGCAACACGAAGGCGCCGCUCCUGGAGGCCGGACGAACAUGGCACCCCCUCCUACCGCCAACAUUCAACGCCGCGACGGUCCCCCUCCUGGCUUCCAAGCCGGACGUCCCCCACAGCAGCCGCCCAACGGCCUCGAACCCACGGAAGAAUUCGCGCCAAACGCCUACGCCCACCCGCCUCCACCGCCCCCUCAGUCGCAACAAUUCGCGCAAGCCGAGGGUCUGCCCGGCUCGUCGCACUGGUACGACCGCAUCAUGGACCUCCUCCUCGGCGAGGACGAGACGGCGUCCAAGAACAGGAUCGCCCUCAUUUGCAAAACUUGCAGGCUGGUCAACGGGCAGGCCCCACCGGGCACAAAGGCCCUCUCAGACAUCGGCACGUGGAAGUGCAUGGGCUGCGGGGCCACGAACGGCGAGAUGGAGGAGGGAAAACGCAUCAUGCAGGAGGUGCUCGGCUCGUCGCGGGCGGGUGAUGUUCCCACGGGCGAGGAGUUUAAGGAGUCUGAUGAGGAGGUCCCUAUCAAGGAGGAGGAGGAUUCUGAUGACCUGGUUGCCGGCGCGAGAACGACGAGACGACAGGGUGGGUCGGCGGCGGCGAAGAAGCGGAAGGGCAAGGGUGGCAAGUGAGUAUAAACGAAAAACACGGGAUGUGGUGAUGGGGAACCGCUGCGCUGGCUAGCUACAGCCGAUUAUUUCAUACCAUAAUUGCAGCGUAUAAAAUAGAAAAUACAUCGACAG